AUGAAUAUCCUAUGCUUUUCAUCAUAUAAAAACAAGAAUGAAAAUUCUGGAAAAAUAACUUCUACAAGGCAAGUAAGCCAAGGACAGUUCCCAGCCACACAGAAUAUGACAGCUAUCGAAGGAGGAACAGUGAACUUAACUUGCCGUGUUGAUCAAAAUGAUAACACCUCCCUCCAGUGGUCAAAUCCUGCUCAGCAGACCCUAUACUUCGACGACAAAAAAGCACUUAGGGACAAUAGGAUUGAACUGGUUCGGGCUUCCUGGCAUGAACUGAGUAUCAGCAUUAGUGACAUCACGCUUUCAGAUGAAGGACAGUACACGUGUUCCUUGUUUACAAUGCCUGUCAAAACGUCCAAGGCUUUCCUAACCGUUCUUGGAGUUCCCGAGAAGCCACAUAUUACUGGAUAUACAUCCCCAGUUAUGGAAGGAGAUAAAAUACGCCUGACAUGUAAAACAUCUGGUAGCAAACCAGCUGCAGAUAUUAGAUGGUUCAAAGGUGACCAAGAAAUAACAGAUGUUGAGAAAAAACUAGAGAGAGAUAGUAAUGGAAAGACAUUCACGGUUAUUAGUGUCCUGGAUUUCCGAGGGGAUCGCAAAGAUGACGGUGCAGUUGUGAGCUGCAGAGUGGACCACGAAUCCUUAAAUUCAGCACCUCAUAUAGCAACGCAGGACUUAGACAUUCACUAUACUCCCACUGUAAAGAUUCUGCCCUCUACUCCUCUUCCUCAAGAAGGACAACAACUAAUUUUAACAUGUGAAUCUAAAGGAAAACCUCUGCCUGAACCAGUAUUAUGGACAAAGGAUGGUGGAGAGCUUCCAGAUCCAGACAGGAUGGUCGUGAGUGGACGUGAAUUAACAAUAACUUUCCUGAACAAAACAGACAAUGGAACAUAUCGAUGCGAAGCAACCAACUCCAUUGGUAAAAACAGUGCAGAAUACAUCUUGAUAAUAAACGAAUCUUUAUUUACAACCACAAUCAUCCCCCUUUUCACCACUGCAACAGUCAAAACCUCUGUUACCAUAACACCCCGUUCAAAAUCAUCCGUCUCUGGCACUGAAGAUCCCAACGCAUAUCCUGGUCAAGCAGCAACUGACCACGCUCUUAUAGGAGGGAUAGUAGCAGUAGUCGUUUUUGUCACAUUAUGUUCAAUUAUAUUGCUUGGGCGAUACUUGGCAAGACAUAAAGGGACAUAUUUAACAAAUGAAGCAAAAGGAGCUGAAGAUGCCCCCGAUGCAGACACAGCCAUUAUCAAUGCAGAAGGCAGCCAAGUGAAUGCAGAAGAGAAGAAGGAAUAUUUCAUUUAAAUGCAAACCUGGUUACUACGAGUUUUACUUAUCAGGCUGACUGCUGGAAAAAAACUGGCUAUCUUUUUUUCUUUUUUUUUUCAAAAUUCAUUCCCACCAUUUUCCGCUCCAUUUUAUUAACUCCUGCUAUCAAUAGCCAGCUUAUGCCAACAAUCAGCUGUUGACAGCAUCAUACCCUAAUUGCAUUUCAUAAUGCAGGACUUUUCUGACUGCAGAAAAUAUAUGAAAAAUAAUAAAAAAACAUGUACAUUGUUUUGUUAAAAAUCCGAUCAUACAGUGCUUGAAUAUACAGCCUUAACAAUUUUUUUCUUUAUUUUUCUCAUUGUUACACAGCAAGCAUUAAUUUUUUUAUGUUUACACAAAUAACUUCCAGGCUGCCCUUUUGUAUAUCCCUCCAGCACACAUACGAGUACAUAAAUACACUAACAUGUAUUAUAGUCCAUGUUAUUGAACCUAUCGGCAGUUCCAUGAUUACUACAUUCCGUACUGACCCACAUAUAGAGGCCCAUUAAAGGACCUUUAGGAUAUUAAGCAACAGCAUCCUGUGUGGCUGGGUGCGGUAUUACAAAAUAGUCUGCAAUAAUCUGGGCUGCAUGUAUAAAGACCUGAUUGGAAUCAAUUGAAUAACUUACACUUAAAGAUAAAUACUAUUUUCUACCUUUCAUUAUGACUGGAUGAUUUAUUUUUAAUAGUGAUGUACUACAAAUGACCUGAACAUAGUAACAUCAAGUAUACAGAUAGGCUUUAAUAACAGUCAGGGCAAAGUCAUGUAUGGCAUUGAAUACAAUGGACACGCUCAAUGUAGGCUUAAACAAUAUAAAGUAAAUUAUACUUAUAGGGAAUGUUCACCCAUGGAUACCAUUUCAUUUUUUUUGCCUAAAUAGGCUUAAAAUAUUGUGCUGAUUAACCUCUUAGCAGAGCUCUAAAACUCCAGCAUUGACAUAAAUUUGAAAAGUAAUAUUCUGUUUCCCUACAUCCACCACUAGAUGGAGCUUUGGAGUUUACUGCAUACUGUUUAUACAUUGAAUUCAAACUUAAAACAGUAUAUGGCAAGUUCCUGAGCUCCCCUUGUUGGAGACUACAGGCAGCCAGCAUGUCAUCUAUAAAUCUAUGUCCAUGAAUGAUGAUUGUGAGCUAUGCCAGAAAAUAAAGGAGAGCUCCAAAUACAAUAAAGAUAUGCUAAGAAAAAAUAAGCACAUCAUUUUACCUAAAAUGACUUGAUAUUAAAAAGUGGAGAUUCAUUUAAGCCCAUGGCAUAUUAAAUAGUACUUCCAUGUGUUUUUGUCUAUAUUAUGUUUUACU
Bufo bufo (common toad) is the source of this 2607-nucleotide messenger RNA. RefSeq names its product cell adhesion molecule 2 (gene CADM2). The transcript is spliced from 10 exons. The record is from RefSeq and is a predicted model, not a curated record. Lineage: Eukaryota; Metazoa; Chordata; Amphibia; Anura; Bufonidae. Bases 1 to 1305 code for a protein of 434 amino acids.